Molecule: messenger RNA, 768 nt
Organism: Drosophila grimshawi
Lineage: Eukaryota; Metazoa; Arthropoda; Insecta; Diptera; Drosophilidae
Product: lipopolysaccharide-induced tumor necrosis factor-alpha factor homolog
Exons: 3
Coding region: 12-578 (188 amino acids)
Molecular function (GO): zinc ion binding
Source: RefSeq, a predicted model, not a curated record
UAAAGCAUCGCAUGCUGUACCAGGGCCAGGAUCCAAGUCAGCCGGUGCUGCGUCCAAGCCGUCAAGACGCACCCAUCGCAGACCCACAGUAUCCGCCAGCCUACGAUGAUGCCAUUAUCCAAAAUGCGACAACUUUGCACCAGAGCAAUCCACAAUCGCACAGCGCUGACCGUCGCACCUUCUUUGCCGAGCCCCAGCAUUUGAGCAGUCAACUGCUCGAUGAGCGGCCUGAGCGGCAUCAGCUGGCUGAGCAGCCGACACAGCAGCUACCAAUUGAUGGGCAGUACUCGAGUCUGCCGCAGGUGCGCAGCUUCGUUGCGUUGGCUCCGCAGCCUCAGUUCGGACUCCAGGCCUGUCCGAUUGUGUGUCCUGCUUGUGGCAAGCAAGGACGCACACGAUUGCAGCGCACGGCGAAUAUGAGGGCCCAUUGCUGGGCGCUCUGGCUGUGCUUAUUUGGCUGGUGCUGCUGCGCUUGUUGGUAUCCGUAUCUGAUGGAUAGCUGCCGGAUCACGAGGCAUUAUUGCAACGCCUGCAAAACAUUUCUGGGCGCCUAUCAUCCCAAAGAUUGUUGCCACUGACUCUCUGAGGAUUCAUCCAAAAUGAAAAGAAACUUCAGAAUAACAUCGACAUUUUUCUGGAUUUUCCAAAUAAUUUCUAAAAUGUUUAAAAUAAGAAACGUUUAAGAGUUUUUACAUAAAUGCUUUAGAUUUGUAAGAUAGCAAAAAAUGCAAGCUCUUAUUUAUUUCAUAUACCCAUCAACUAAAGAUC